AAUUUCAUUUGUGUAAGAAUCUCAUAAACUUAACCCUAGUAGUAAUGGUUCUACCUCUAAGUUUGACCUCGAAACCCUUACCGAAUCGGUUAUCCUCCCCUCUUGAUAUCGCGCCUGCGAAGUGGAAUUUGAAGAGUGGUACAGAAAAUCAUCAGUGACCUAAUAAGUGCUCAUUGAUUAGUGUUGAUAUAAGCAAGGAAGAAGGACCCAGUUGCAAACAUCGAAUUCAAGGGGGGUCAUAAAUUCAUAAUUGCAAUAUCAUCCCAUAAAAAUAAAAUAUUCCGUCGGUCAGCCAGCAAGCAAACAAACAACCACUCAGACAGAGAGAGUAGCAUAUGCUGUAGCAGAAGAACGAACAGAAGCACUGAGUAAAGUCUAAAGCAGUAAACGUAUUUAAUUUUCACAACCUCCAACCCCAACUUCCCCCUCGAUUCUUUACUUCUUCCCCCAUCCCCUACUCUGUUCUCUGCACUCCUCCACUUCCACUCUCCACAGCUCCUUAAAAGAAAGAAAAGGAAAAGGUAAAGGACUUCCCUCUCAGUUCUCACCAAACUUGCAGAUGGGUUAUCAUCCCCCUCCUCUCCACAAACCCUAGUCCAUCACCAACCUCUGAGUAAUCCCCUUCCAGAUUCAGCCAUGGCCCUGUCUCCAGCUCUCACCCGCUUAAAAUUUCUACCUUUACUCUUCUUCCACUUCAAUCUGCUUCUUGCAGACCCAACUUCUUCCUUUUCCUUCACAAAUUUCGAUCAAAAUCCAAACUUUAGCUCAACCAUAGCCCUCUAUGGCGACGCCGAGCUCGUUAGCUCUAAUGGGUCUUCUCCUACUCCUUCUUCCCCUGCCAUUCAGCUGACUCACUCAGUCAGUUCCAGCGGUGGGCGAGUCAUGUACAAGAAACCCAUCAAGCUCGUCGCCAACAGCAGCGAUUCCUCCGCGUCUUCUUUCUCGACUUACUUCUCGUUUCUCAUGUCCCCAGAUAACACGGGAGACGGGUUGGCUUUCGUUAUGGUCCCUGCCGAGUUCAACGCCACUCUGUUCCUAAGCAACACACCCUUCGGGCUUUCUCUCAGAUCAGGCCCGAAAUCCUCCAGAAGAAUCGUCGCCGUUGAGUACGGCUCCUCGAAAGACCUCAACCACGGGGAUUUGGACGACGACCAUGUCGGAAUCGAUGUGGGCGGAUUCGUCUCGGUUAAAGUCAGAAACGUUUCGUCGGCCAACGCACUGUUGAGCAGCGGGAAGCGAUUGCACUCCUGGGUGGAUUAUGAGGCAGGGUCAAAGAGAUUGGAAGUCAGGUUGAGUCAAUCUGGUGGAGAGAAACCGGUUGACCCACUUCUCUCCUACCCAAUUGAUUUGACCAGGAUGUGGAAUGAGCAGGAAGUCAUUGUAGGGCUGAGCUCUUCCAAUGGCAAUUCAUCCCAUACUUGUUUUCUCUACUCCUGGAGCUUUCAGCUCAGGCAUUUCCCUCACUGGAUGCAUUCUCAGCCCUUGGAUCCAAAGGGUUUGGUUUCAGAUCUGAAACCUGCAGAUGGUGAGAACAGAAGAGGCUGUGUGGUGCGGGUAAUUGCUGCUUUGGCAUUGGGAGUUGGGUGUGGAGCUUUGGGAGCAUUCAUGGCGCUGCAAGUUUGUGGCUUGUUUGGAAAGAUGAGGGGUGGUGUGGUGAGAGAGGAAGGUUAUAAUUCCUCUUCUUCUGCUGUUGUGCAUCCAGUUGAGUUUGAGUAUGAGAAAGUGAGAGUGAUGGUUGUGGAUGAUAAAGCUAUCCAAGAUGGUAGCAAGCAGUAGUGUUUGCAGGUUAUUUCAGGUGGAGGAUGGAUGCUGUGAGAUUUUGAUUUUGUGGUUGUGUAAAUUCAAUGGGGUUUCUCUAAUUUUGUAGCUUUGAUGUGUUUGGACUUUGGACUUUGGAGGUUCUACCUUUGCAGCCUUGCAGGGUUUGUAUUCACUGUGCUGAUUAACUCAUCAUGAUGACUCAAUUGUUCAAAUAUGUAGCCUUUUUCCGUAGAGCAUUCAUUACUUUGCAAUUUUCACUUUAGCCUAGAGUCGUCACGUAUUUCAAACCUCUGUGUUGUUCAUGGAACCCAAUGAUGUUCAUUCUCCUCGAUUGUUUUGAAGGUCAUCAUUCAUGUUAUUACUCCCAUCAGUUUCACACUGUUACACCUUAUGAGAUAUUAUCAAUCAUGCAAUUCUCAUCUGCAUCCCCUGAGCUGGUAAAUACUAAAUAACCAGAGAAUGU
Linum trigynum is the source of this 2224-nucleotide messenger RNA. Lineage: Eukaryota; Viridiplantae; Streptophyta; Magnoliopsida; Malpighiales; Linaceae. The record is from the annotation of a GenBank genome assembly.